Messenger RNA from Camelina sativa (false flax), 1013 nucleotides. The record is from RefSeq and is a predicted model, not a curated record. NCBI's taxonomy places the organism in Eukaryota, Viridiplantae, Streptophyta, Magnoliopsida, Brassicales, Brassicaceae.
GGUCAGCUUUUGCAACAGACGUUGACUCUCCGACCAAAAACAAAAAAGAAUAUUGGAAAAGGGAAAGUGUUGAAGAGACGAUUUCUUUAACCUUCCUCGACCACAUCAAACAUCUAAAAUCUAAAUUCAUCAGAAAUUAAUCGAAGCGAAUGGAUUUCUAGGGUUUUUGCAAGCAAUCGAAACGGCUUCAAUUGCUAUCAAUCCAUAUCAAAAGAGAGAUUAGUGUCGCGAUUCAUGACACUUGAAAGCUGAAGCAGAUUCAUUUCAUGUUUUUUUUUUUUUUUGCAAGCAUUCAAGUGUGUUCAACUUGAGUCUCUUGGAUUAGUAACGAUCCGCAGCAAAAUUUGGCUUUUGUCUCUUACAUCAUAACGAAGUCCCUCCCAAAUCAACAUGUGCAUUGCCAAAGAUAAGCUAACUUAUGCUACUGCCUAAAAAUGAACUUACAGAUUCAUGAGCCAAUAGUGACUUGGUUUCUCGGCCUUGUUUUGAUGUUCUCAAGGAUGGGGGUUUUGGCGUGUUAUGACCUACUUUCUUUACUGCCUGAGGCUGAUGUCAAGAUCGGGCUGUCUAAACAUUUCUCUUCUAGUGGAGAGGUUACACGUGUAGAUGUCCGCAGAAAUACUCGUCACGAAUGCUCAGCUCUAGUUUGUAUAGUGGGACAAGGAUGUGUAGAGAAGGCGCAUGAACUAAGUGGAGGACGUAACGCUGAUGGAUGGAAUAUUGUAGUUGAACGUGUUUUUCCUCUCAAGCGCAAAGCAACCCAUACUGGCAAAGGAAAUCCAUUAAUGGAGGCUAAGAUGGAGAAGAUGGUCAAGGGAAGAAGAAGAUGAUGAAGAAGAAAACUACGGAGUAGAAGCCUCUCUCUUUCUUAGGACAAGACAAGACGAAUCCUUUUUGGUGUUUUUUAGUAAUAGUUUGUGAUACAAUCCAACCCCUUCUGAUUGUGUGUUUUUUAAAAAAAAAACAAUACUUACGGAUUUUCUAUAGUUAUUUGUCAGCGCAUGUUGCCGGUA